GAGUACGUCAGAGAGGCAAAACGAGGACGCCGACGGCGACUGCCACGUCACGGCCCCACGACUGUGACGCCCUUUCGGUGGAUUCCAUCACUUUUCAAUUCCAAUUCUCUUCUUUUUAAUUCUCCCUUUCCACCGUCUCUCCGCCGCAUCCCCUUAAUUUCUACUCCACAAAAUGGACUCUUCCGCCCCCGCCGCCGCCUCCGGCUAUCUUCUCCGGCAGUCGUCUUCUUCCAGCCACCACUUUCUCCACCUCUUCUCAUCCCCGCCGCCGUCCUCCUAUCCUCCUCCCUCCGACGCCGCCGCCAGCGACGAGUUCAACGAAUCAGAGGUCUUCUGGACCGGCGAUUUCGCCCUAUCCAAUAACCGUCAGUUCCGCUCCAGAAUCUCUAGAGACGAUGGCGGCUCCAGUUCCGGAAAUUCAGGCGUUCUCGCGGCGUUAACCGAUGACUUCGAUGGCGAUCGCAAACAGAGAGUCGGAAUCGGAACGGUUCUGACUCGAGGAAAUUCGAUUUCGGCAGCGAUAUCCCCCUCCUCGUCGCGAUCGAUUCCCAGGCCGCUGCAGAAUGUCAGAGAAUACUCUCAAUCCGUGCCUUCUUCGAGAAAGUUUCAGCAAUCGGCUCCGAUUAACGUGCCUGCGAUGAGGAAACAGAGGAACGGCGAUAUUGUUGCGGAGGAGGAGGAGAUGCUGCCGCCGCACGAGAUCGUGGCGAGAGGCUCCGGCGUGUCGCCGAAAACCACGUUCUCGGUGCUGGAAGGCGUAGGGAGGACUCUGAAAGGGAGGGAUCUACGCCGAGUAAGAAACGCCGUAUGGCACAAAACAGGAUUUCUUGAUUGAAUUCGAUUCCAAUAGAUUUUGAUUUUGAUUUCGAUUUGGAUUUACAUUUUCCCCCGAUCUGAAGGGGAAGCGUUCUGUGUUUUUCGGUUGGGAUGCUCUCCUCUGUUCAAUCAUUAAUUCUCUGCUUAGUUUUUCCCCAUUCUUCUUCUUUUUCUUCUUCUAGGGUUUAGUUGUUAAGAAGUGAACUAAUGGGAUGAAUGAACUAUAGAAUUUUAAUGGUUUUUGAGUUCUUGGUGUCUGUAUCUGAAGGGUUUUCCUGUAGAUUUUGAUUAGUUGGGUGUGUUUAGACAAUCAUAAGGUUCAAGAAAUUUCAAUUUUAGUAUCAAAUUUCUU
Molecule: messenger RNA, 1168 nt
Organism: Momordica charantia (bitter melon)
Lineage: Eukaryota; Viridiplantae; Streptophyta; Magnoliopsida; Cucurbitales; Cucurbitaceae
Source: RefSeq, a predicted model, not a curated record